Messenger RNA from Leptopilina heterotoma, 1158 nucleotides. It is a transcript of the gene Hr83, whose product is annotated as nuclear receptor subfamily 2 group E member 1. The record is from RefSeq and is a predicted model, not a curated record. Lineage: Eukaryota; Metazoa; Arthropoda; Insecta; Hymenoptera; Figitidae. Gene Ontology annotation, molecular function: RNA polymerase II cis-regulatory region sequence-specific DNA binding; nuclear receptor activity; zinc ion binding. Gene Ontology annotation, biological process: cell differentiation; regulation of transcription by RNA polymerase II; anatomical structure development. The transcript has 6 exons. Bases 79 to 1098 code for a protein of 339 amino acids.
CCAGCAAUAAUAAUGUUAGAAUUCAAAUGAUGAUCGCAGUUCAUAUCGUGAAGACAUAAAAGUCACUUGUUUGUAUCAAUGGGGAGAUCUUUGCCGGCUCCAGUUGCAUGUAAAGUUUGUGGUGAUCGAUCGUAUGGGAAACAUUACGGAGUUUAUUGUUGCGAUGGAUGUUCUUGUUUUUUUAAAAGAUCUGUUAGACGUGGAGUCAUGUACACCUGCCUAGCAGGAACUGGAAAUUGCAUAGUAGAUAAAGCGAGAAGAAAUUGGUGUCCACAUUGUCGUUUAAAAAAAUGUUUCACUGUUCAAAUGAAUACGUCAGCUGUUCAAGAAGAAAGGGGUCCUCGCAAGAAAAAUAAAACAUCAAAAUUCCCCUGGAAGACAAAAAUUCAAUCAUCGACGGGAAUUUUUAAUACAAUUGAGGAGCAGAAGAGAAUAAAUUCAUUUCCCUUGAAACACAUCGUCACGAGAAUUGAACCAUUCUAUGAAAUAACGUCAAAUUCUAAUUUUAUUCUACCUCCACCUCCGCCUAUUGCUUCGAGAAUAAUUUUACCUGCCGAGAAUAUGAAUAUUCAGUAUGAAAUCGCAGCUCAAAUAUUCCUGCUGACAAUUAGACGAGCGCGUCAACAUCGAGACUUUCAAACAUUAAAUAUCGAAAAUCAAAAUUCAAUUCUGCGUCAAGGUUGGGCCGCUGUCUUUAUUCUCAAUGCUUCCACUUUUCCCAUGCAUUUUAUUCAAUUGUUAAUAAACAAAUGUACCACGGAGAGAACAACAUUGAAUUCACUAAUGACAGCGCGCGUCUCUCUCUUGAAACUACAACUCGAUGAAAUUGAAUAUUCCGCCUUGGAAACUCUAUCUCUCUGUCGUCCCGAAUUAACAGAAUCUCCAGAAAGUUUCGAUUUCCUAACGAGGGUACGUAAUUCAGCGACAGAAUUAUUAUUGCGUCAUCUUCAGAGUCGAGAGAAUCGAGAGUAUAGAAUUAUAGAAAUAAUGUUAGUUUUAUCAAUUCUCACAGCAUGUUGUACAAGAGAAUUGGGAAUUGCUCUUUUUUCGCCAAUUAUCGGUGAUUUAGCUCUGGACCACGUAAUCGCAUCUAUAUAAAUAGUGAAUAAAUAAAUAUUUCCUGCAAAUAUAAAUAAUAAGUUAUUAAAUUAUUACAAA